AUGGACAGGAUAAGCGUCGAACACAGUUACUGCAGAACUGCUCCAUCAGUCUGCAAACGACCACUUAAGAGACCGUGGAGGACAAUGAACCCUACGGAUUCGUCUCGUCUAACUCAGUAUAAAAACAAAGGGAAGGAUACAAUAUUGAGGAACAGUAGAGUAGAUGAGGCAGUCACUAUACGCAAGGACAAAAGAGAGGAUUUACUUUCCAAACGACGUAAUAUCAAUGCUCAAGAUGAAAAUGUAGUACGGUCUUCUGCCCAAAUGGGACCAUACGAUAGUAAUCUCUUACAUCAAAUAGUAGCGAUGGCACGUAGUAAUGACCCGAAUAUCAAACUUGGUGCCGUUCAGCAAGCUCGCAAAAUGUUGUCUUCGGAUCGAAACCCACCUAUUGAUGAUCUUAUCUCUAGCGAUAUAUUACCCAUUCUGGUAAACUGUCUUGUCUCCGACGAUGUCAAUCUGCAAUUCGAAGCUGCUUGGGCUCUUACGAACAUCGCUUCAGGAACGUCAGAACAGACUCAAGCUGUGGUAAACGCUGGCGCUGUGCCCCUUUUCCUGCAACUUUUGUCCAGUGGCAACAUGAACGUCUGUGAACAGGCGGUAUGGGCGUUGGGUAAUAUUAUUGGUGACGGACCACAUUUCCGAGAUUACUGUUUGCAACUUGGCAUUCUUCCUUUACUUUUAAACUUCAUCACUCCCGAAAUCCCCUUGGGAUUCUUGCGGAAUGUUACUUGGGUUAUUGUGAAUUUAUGCCGUUCUAAAGAUCCGCCACCUACUCCAGAAAUCGUAAAAACUAUAUUACCGGCUCUUGUGUUGCUGAUACAUCAUGAAGAUGCCAACAUUCUUGUGGAUACCGUUUGGGCCCUGUCCUACCUCACGGAUGGAGGGAACGAACAAAUCCAGAUGGUUAUCGAUAGCGGGAUAGUUCCUUCCUUGGUUCCCAUGCUCGGUCACGCUGACGCUAAAGUACAAACUGCGGCUCUUCGAGCCGUUGGCAAUAUUGUCACCGGGUCUGACGAACAGACUCAACUUGUGCUUGAUUGUGGCGUACUACAAGAGAUGCCGCAACUUCUUUCCCAUUCUAAAGAGAAGAUAAAUAAGGCAACAGUGUGGUUCCUGUCGAACAUCACUGCUGGAAACCAGAAUCAGGUGCAAGCAGUUCUCGAUGCUGGCUUAAUGCCGUUAAUCAUCAAUUUGUUGGGCAAAGCAGAUUUCCCAACCCAAAAGGAAGCUGCAUGGGCUGUGUCCAACGUAACCAUCUCCGGUCGUCCGGAUCAAGUGGAACAGAUGGUCAACUGUGGUGUAAUCCGUCCCUUUUGUGCCCUGCUUGACUGCAAGGAACCACAGAUUAUUCAAGUUGUUCUCGAUGGCAUUAACAACAUUCUCAAAAUGGCCGGUGCAGGAGUGGAGGCAAUCUGCACGCAGAUUGAAGAGUGUGGAGGUCUGGACAAAAUUGAACAAUCAUUGACACUUAUUUCAAUUCGAAUAGUGAUGACGAAAUUACGGCUGGACAAGAGGGAGGUGUUGUGCAGCAACCUGCGGAGGGAUGGUCGUUUAAUUAACGAAAAGAUGGCCCCACUGACCCUGGAUGUUGUGAGGAGGCACUGUGAGGAAGCGAUUCAACUUUUCGUCGAGCUGAAUAGAAAUAGAAAUUCUUGA
This is a messenger RNA of Necator americanus (New World hookworm), 1659 nucleotides long. RefSeq lists its product as uncharacterized. Gene Ontology annotation, molecular function: nuclear import signal receptor activity; protein binding. The coding region runs from base 1 to 1659 and encodes 552 amino acids. Gene Ontology annotation, biological process: NLS-bearing protein import into nucleus. The record is from RefSeq and is a predicted model, not a curated record. The transcript is spliced from 18 exons. Gene Ontology annotation, cellular component: nucleus; cytoplasm. NCBI's taxonomy places the organism in Eukaryota, Metazoa, Nematoda, Chromadorea, Rhabditida, Ancylostomatidae.